UGUACGAAGCCGAGGUGCGGUAGAACGGCCGCAGCGAUAGAGAGAAGAAUACCUCGUACAUACCACAUUACUCCACUACCAACUUUUAGUAGGCACUACUACUACUACUACUACUCCUUCGGCGACGACGGACGUGACUCCGGCAGUGAACUUGGACUUGAAUUUGCAGUUAGCCGUUUAGUUCUGCUGUAUAAGUCUUUCGACGGUGACUUUGGACUUGACUCUCGCGGUGCUCUUUCGCCGUCCUCUCGCUCAAGUGCGCUUUCUUUCGUUCGCCGGUGUGGUGAUUGUAAGUAACGUUUGUACCCACGCGGUCGCGUAUCGGCGUCGCAAAUCCGCUCUCGCUCGCAACGUGAGUUCAACGGCAGCAACAGCGAUCAACCUUUACCUUCUACACAUAGAAACCCACGGGGUUAGGCUAGUGCUAGACCUCUGUGCUCGCAAAAGAAAAGGAUUCGUAAUUUGACAAAAAAGGAACACAAGUUUGCUCAUUCACAAAAUACCAAAAUGAAAUGUUACGUCUGCUUAACUGGUUUUCUAGUCUUAGUUAAUAUUUGUGGAACUUUAGGAAGGAUAGCUUUCGAAAAACUAACAGAUUUCGAUUACCGCGGAAACACCUAUUAUACAAUCAAGAAUCUAUCCCUGUUUGAGUGCCAGGGUUGGUGCAGGGAGGAACCCGAAUGCCAAGCAGCAGCUUUUAGCUUCGUCUUAAAUCCUCUAACCCCAAUCCAGGAAACCGUAUGUCAAUUACAAAAUGAAACAUCGGCAAAUAAUCCCGCAGCCACUCCCCAACGAGCCACAAACAUGUACUACAUGACGAAAAUGCAAAUAAGAUCGGAAAAUGUUUGCCUUCGUCCAUGGGCAUUCGAAAGAGUCGCAAAUAAAAUGAUAAGAGGUCUCGAUAAUGCCCUCAUCUAUACGUCAACUAAAGAAGCUUGCUUAGCGGCUUGCUUAAACGAGCAUCGGUUCACUUGUAGAUCUGUAGAAUACAAUUACGUGUCGUUGCAAUGUCAAAUGAGCGAUUCAGACAGGAGAACGACAGGGCAAUUCGUUCAAUUUGUGGACGCUCAAGGAGUGGAUUACUUCGAAAAUCUCUGCCUCAAAGGCAGCCAGGCAUGCAAAGGAGGCCGUGUAUACCAAACGCCAAGAAUCGGUGUCGCCGACGACAAAGUUGCACAGUAUGCAGGUCUUCACUAUUACACCGACAAAGAACUUCAAGUGAACAGCGAGGCAGCAUGUAAAUUAGCCUGUGAAAUAGAAAAUGAAUUCCUUUGCCGAUCAUUUUUAUAUCGGGGUCCACCAAUUGGUGCACAAUACAAUUGUCAACUCUUCCACUUGGACCACAAGACACUUCCUGAUGGACCGAGCACCUUCCUUAAUGCCGAAAGACCGCUAAUUGAUAAUGGAGAAAGAAUUGGAACUUAUUACGAAAACAUUUGUGAAAAGCCUAGUGCAGGAAGUUCUCCGUCCGAAAAUAGCUUGCCAGUUGUAUUUGAAGCUACUGAAGAUCCUUUACUAAACUUAACAAGAAGUGACUUAAACUGUGAUAAAACUGGAACAUGCUACGAUGUUUCAGUCAAUUGCAAGGACACCAGAAUUGCUGUCCAAGUUCGUACAAACAAGCCCUUCAAUGGUAGAAUUUACGCACUGGGAAGGUCUGAAACUUGCAACGUGGACGUGAUCAAUAGUGACCUGUUCCGACUGGACCUUACAAUGAGUGGACAAGACUGUAAUACGCAAUCAGUUACUGGAGUUUACAGUAAUACAGUUGUCCUCCAACACCAUAGUGUCGUCAUGACUAAAGCAGACAAAAUUUACAAGAUUAAAUGUACAUAUGACAUGUCUUCCAAAAACAUCACGUUUGGAAUGAUGCCAAUCAGAGAUCCAGAAAUGAUAAGUAUCACUUCUGCUCCUGAGGCACCCCCACCAAGAAUCCGCAUUCUCGAUAGUCGCAACAGGGAAGUUGAAACUGUACGUAUUGGAGAUAAACUCACUUUCCGAAUUGAGAUUCCCGAUGAUACACCAUAUGGCAUCUUUGCACGAAGCUGUGUUGCUAUGGCUAAAGACUCAAAGAGUACAUUCCAAAUUAUCGAUGACGAAGGAUGCCCACUUGAUCCUACCAUCUUCCCAGGAUUUUCUCCCGAUGGAAAUGCAUUGCAGUCAAUCUACGAAGCCUUCAGAUUCACUGAAUCUUACGGUGUCAUAUUCCAGUGCAAUGUCAAGUAUUGUCUUGGACCUUGUGAACCAGCGGUUUGUGAAUGGGGCAGAGACUCGGUAGAAUCAUGGGGAAGAAAGAAAAGAUCCAUAUCCAAUGGAACUGAAGAUGAAAAAGACGAAGAUAUGACUUUAAGUCAGGAAAUUCUAGUGUUGGACUUUGGUGAUGAGAAACAAGCCGAUUUCCUCAAGAGUGAUCUAGCAAGUGCCGAAUUUGGAGAUAAAACUGUGACCAUCAUUGAACCUUGUCCAACAAAAACAUCGGUUCUAGCGUUAGGUGUAACAUGUGCCUUAAUGGUUUUGCUUUACUUCAGCACUAUAUUCUGCUAUUAUACCAAGAAAUGGCUGAACACAGGGAAACACGUCGCUUGAAAUUAUGAAAAGACUUCAAUGUGAUUAGAAGUAAACUUGUUCUAUAUUAAGAACGAUAAUUAAUUAAUUAAUUAACGGAAUCCUUUAAAUGCACUUUUGAUUGUCUGGUUUUUCUGAGGAAAACUGCCGUGUUUACGCGAAGCUGUUUACCCCAGGGGAAAGUUAAAUACAUCAAUCAAAUGUGCUUUCGACUUUUACGUACUGAUUUAUUUUUUUCGGGAUGGUGGCAGCCUCUGGUGGUGGGAAUUGCUUCGAGAUCUAUCUUUCUGGAUCAUUUUUCAUCAUUACAAGACUGAAUAAUGUUUUUGUCAUUUUUAGUCUUUAGGGUUGAUCCUAAUAUUGCGUCAAGAAAAAAAUAAGUGAAUAAUUAACAUACCAAUUCCCUAAUAGAUACUAAUUAAUAACAAAUGCGAAUCUUAUUUAAAAUUAGUAAAAAUGCUACGAGAAAAGCUAUGUUAGGAGCAACCUGUAAUGAUGAGAAAAAAUCUUAUCAUAUAAUUACUGACGAGUUUUAAAUUAUUCUUAUUUAUUUCUGUACAUACCAAAAACUAUUAAUAGCUAGCUAGAUAUUUAUACUUUUUUGUACCCAUUGUGCUCUCUGUAGUAAACAAAAGUAAUAAUAAAAAGUAUUUUAUAUAAA
Agrilus planipennis (emerald ash borer) is the source of this 3226-nucleotide messenger RNA. RefSeq lists its product as uncharacterized. The transcript is spliced from 13 exons. Bases 508 to 2586 code for a protein of 692 amino acids. The record is from RefSeq and is a predicted model, not a curated record. NCBI's taxonomy places the organism in Eukaryota, Metazoa, Arthropoda, Insecta, Coleoptera, Buprestidae.